UGACAACAUUCACUCUUCUUUUGUUUACACUUAUCAAAAUUUUAAGUAUGUAAUAAUAUUUCUGAAACUUUAAAAUUAUAAAAAUAUAGUAUCCCAUUCCCAAACAUAAAUAACAAUGACUAAGCAGGAUGACGGCCUUUUCCUUCUUGAGGUACUUGUUGACAAGAUAGUAUUUGCGAAUAGUCCUUGCUUCGCCGACAAGGAUUUUAGAACCUGUAUUAAUAUAGAAUGUCCAUCUUUUGAACCUUUAGAAAUAUGUGACAAUGAUUCCGGUGCCUGUAUUGCAAAAAGUGGUGAAUCUUUUGUUACAACUUUUAAUAAUGGCAAGUCAUGUCUUUUUUCAAUGAAAGAAUCUGAUAUAAAUAAAGCUAUGAGCAAAUUUCCUAUAAAAAUAUCUGUUUACAAAUCUCUUCCAUGUGGAUGUCUACCCACUAAGAUAAUCAUAGGAGAAGCAAUAAUUGAUAUGACUAAAGAAUUCGUGCAAGCUCGCAAAAAGUUUCUUGAAGAUCCAACUAAUGUUAGCUACCAAGCUUUAAAAGAUUCGUUCCAUAUCGUUGGCCCUGAUGGUAAUGAAUCUGGAGAAGUCGUAAUGUUCUUACGUAUAUCGUGUUUUGGAAAGCUGAUUAUUACCAGAUUUCAAGGAGGAGGAGUCCAACCGAAUUUAAGUAGUCGUGGGAGUUCAGCUGUAGUAGACCGAUCCUGUACACCACGAAAAGACUUUCAAACAUCGCAAAAUCCUUGCGUUUGUGGGGCUGGUCGGGGAAUAAAUGUUACAGGUGGAAUUGGCGCUAUCAACGGACAACCUUGCAUGAUCGACGGUGGAGGAGGCUUUGGAAGAAUUUGCCCACCAGCUCGAGAUUCUUACAAUAGUAUCCCAUGUGAGGACCUAGAUGACCCUUGUUAUUGUUCUGGCCCCAAAUCAGCUGAAAAACAACAAAUGGUCUGUAGAAAUACUGACCAAUACUGUUUACAUGUACCAAAAGGUAUAUUGCCGAGCUUGCCGUAUUACCAAGAAUUAACAAAGGACCAAAAGCAGGAAAUAAAAACGAUGAUCAAAACUGUGGAGCAAUAUAAAACGGAAGAACGCUUAAUGUUAACAUCUAUAAAUUCUACAUCACAAACUGUAACUGCUAUCAGUGAUAACUUGAAAAUAUCAAUAGAAAGUAUGAAAUUUCCAUACUGGACAUAUAACACAAAUUUAUCAUCUUCCGAAAUAUCCUCUGUCACUUCAUUGUGUACUUUGCGAUCUAAACGCCGCAGUGUGUCAUUUUCAAACACUGUUAAUUGUAUUUCAAAAUCACAUCAGUCUUUUUCUUAUCCUCUAAGAGAUGAUGACAGUAAACGUAACAUUUAUUUUGAAAAAGAUUAUUUUGGAGAGAAUGAGACUACAGUUUAUAUGACGCUAUUUGACAACUUUUGUCGGUGUCGCACGUCAGGCACACAGGCUACAGCUUCUAUAAAUAAAUGUUUACAAGUUUGUCAUAAUAGCAGCACAGAUACUCAUCCUAGUGCAAUCGUAAUAAAUUCAAAAUUGUGUUCAACUUGUAGCCUACCUAGACCCAAUAGAAAUAUCACACAGCGUAAUCCGAAUAUGCACAAUUCUAACAUUUUUUUCUUUGGCAUGAAUAAACAACAAGAAUCAAAUAAAUCGGGAAUGGGAAGUUCAGGAUCAAAAACCAAACUAAAAGGAACUGCAAAAGCUACUGUUGCCCCAGUUAAAAGUGAAAAAGGUACUUUACGUGAAACGACUUCUAUACAAACUCAAUCUAAAAGUAGUUCUAUAGCAGUGCAGACAAAAAAAGCAAGAGAUUCUUCAACAGGAACCUCUACUGGAAAAGCAGUAACUAUUAAAGAGAAUAAAUUAGGAAAGCCAUGCCCAGCACUACGUAAUGUAACAAAAGGAGAUAUGAUGACAACAGUAUCACACAUUCAAAUUACUCCUAGAGAACUGUGUCCUAUAAAUGGCACAGAACCUUGUCUAGGACCUAAAUGUAUUAUCGCUGCAUCAGGAGGAGAACAAGCUCCAGUUAAAGUCACAACAAUGACAAAUCCUCGUCGUGGAGUUUUUGAAUUAAUCAUUCGUCGAAUGACUGGAGCUCCAUUGGCAAAAAAUGAACUCAUGUUAGAAUGGACUCCACCGCCAUCCCGACCACUGCCAUGUAGAUCCUCGUGCCGUAUCAUACCAUGCUAUCCACCAAGGACCGGUCGCCAAACAAAGUGCAAGAUGAUCGUAUCUCGACAUACACCAUGCAAACCUAAGUGUUGUAAAAAAAGUUGUAAGAAACCAUGUGGGCCUGUGUCAUGUAAGAAAUGUUACAUAGCUUCAUGUUGUGGGAAAAUUUGUCGGCCAUGUAAACCAUGUACUCCAUCUCCUUAUAGUAAGCCUUUCCCACCAUUAUCUAAGUGCAAACGUAGCAUUCCAUGUUAUUAUUGCAAAUCCUACCCAUCAUCACCUUGUACGAAGCCUUGUUUACCGUCACCUUGUCCUAAACCUUGUUUACCAUUACCUUGUUCUAAACUAUGCCCGCCAUCAGCAUGUAUGGGCUCAUGCUCUCUUUCACCUUGCAAUCCUUGUGAACCGCCCUGCUGUAGGAAACCUUGCAGUUCUUCAUGUAAAAGCACACCAUGUCUACGCCCAUAUCCCGUGGGACGUAAAAAGACCAGAAAAGCUCAUAGUCAGCCGAAAAUUAAAGCCCAUCGAAAGCGCAAAUCUCCAUGUUGCAACCGUUCAAAAGCUUGCCCCGUGGUCAAAUGUCGUAGUAUGCCUGGUCCAUAUAUUGGUUGUAACAGCAUACCUCUAUGCCCACCACGUAAAUGCAAAUCUGUUUAUCCUUGCAAGCCGACCAAAUGUUAAUUCUGUUACUGCGGAUAAAAUCAGUUUGCAGAUGCAUUCAACUAUUCAAAUUUCAUUUAAAGUAUGUAGUAAAUAAAUUUGAUUCCUUAACAAUUAGAGUAUUAAUAAAUAAAUGAAACAAAUCUA
Messenger RNA from Galleria mellonella (greater wax moth), 2980 nucleotides. RefSeq lists its product as uncharacterized. The record is from RefSeq and is a predicted model, not a curated record. Lineage: Eukaryota; Metazoa; Arthropoda; Insecta; Lepidoptera; Pyralidae. The transcript is spliced from 3 exons. Bases 116 to 2854 code for a protein of 912 amino acids.